Messenger RNA from Trypanosoma conorhini, 2712 nucleotides. RefSeq lists its product as uncharacterized. Bases 1 to 2712 code for a protein of 903 amino acids. Gene Ontology annotation, biological process: intracellular cholesterol transport. NCBI's taxonomy places the organism in Eukaryota, Euglenozoa, Kinetoplastea, Trypanosomatida, Trypanosomatidae. The transcript has a single exon. The record is from RefSeq and is a predicted model, not a curated record. Gene Ontology annotation, cellular component: trans-Golgi network; recycling endosome.
AUGCAGGGCGUCACGGUUGAGCAGGUCGCCGCGUGGCUUUACGAGCAUCGGUGCCCCGCGACGCUGGUGGAGCUCUACAGCGAGUGGAAGACGGUGCACCAUGAGGUGCACGCCCCAUUCCUCGAAUUGGCGGUUGCGUGCGGCCCAGUAGAUGCGGUGCCAGCGAGCGCCGGUGACGUGACGAGUGUGGCGCUCGAUGAGGCGGUGGUGGACGUGCUUGUGGCCUACGGAAAGCAGCGGGGAAGGGCUGCUCUCUGGGGGGCUGUAAAGCAGGCGACGGCGCAGUUUGCAUCCUCCGAGUCUCCGUUGGUGGAAGACGAAGGAGCCGACUUCCUGCAUCAUCGUUCUCCCAGUGUUCCUCUUGCAUCUGCAGUUGCAGAGGACCAACAGUCUUCCCUCACGGGGGCUGUGAAGCGGGGAACUGGCAGUAGCCAAGAUGUUGCGACCGGCAUGCUGGUCCCUUUUCACUCGCGGUUGCAGCGUGCAGAGGAAGACUUGGAGAAGACACUUACGGUGCUUUCAAAAGGACUGCCGAGCCUCUUGAGUGCAGUGGACCCCAUGCGGAAGGAUGUCCUCAUCCCCAUCCUUGGCCUUGCGGCGACCCUAAAUCGCACAAAGUCGAGCAAGGCUGCCGCCCGCCUUCAGCUUCUUACCCUCUACACUCGUCCAAACCGCGAACACCGGGCCGCAGUUGCCGGGGCGUGGGCAAUGACUUUGCGGAACGUCCCGUCCUCUGUUUUGGAGUACGACAUUGUGCCGGAGCUGUUUAACCUGGUCAACGCAAGGUCGACAGAAAGGCACCUUUUGGCCCUGGAGUGUGUCAUGUGUGUUGCCCCUCUCCUGGGAACGGGGCAGGAUGCCCUACGCAAAUCCAUUUGUCAAGGAUUAUUGCGACCACUCAGCGAGGAUGAGGCGCGCACAGUGCGGUGUUGUGUGGUGCAGUGUGUUGCGGAGCUCUGGCCCAUCUGUCCCAGUGAAACGGAGGAAAGCGCAACGAGUCAUGUCACCGUGAGUGAUUUGCUUUCCUGCCACGUUGAAAUUAUUUUGCGUCUUGGUUUACACGACACCAGCGGCAAGGUGCGACGCUGUGCGCUGCAGAGUUUGCGCAACCAUCUCCUGCGCCCGACGUGUACGCCGCCUCUUGUGGCUCUUACACGUAUUGUUCCACUGCUUCUCUCGUGUAUCGAAAGGGAGUCCGCAGUGUUGGAAUCUGGCGAUACACCUAUGCGGAAAGGUGCUUCCGCAAUUGCGGUGAAAAGCCUCGAUGUUGUGGAGGGCACUGUUACCGAGAACAUGUUGACGUUGGCCAGCCUGAUUGAAGAUGCCCUCCGACACGCGCUUGAUGGUGCUGCAGGUGAAGAUGGUGGAGUGGCGGCAUCUGUGUUGGAUGCGUACCUCCGCGUGGUACUGCCCUCCGCGUAUGCCUUGGUGCUGGUGAGUCACGAGCAGGACACCUUGAACACCUCCAUUUGCGCCGUGGCAUCGGCGUUGGCGACGGUGGCUCCCGCGCUUCGCAUGGAUCAGUGGCGGCAGGUGCGGGGUUCGCUCGAGGCCUUCACGACACACGGGGGCAGCAUCGAUGACCGUGGUGAUAGCAAGGUUUGGCGCGGCGCCGGGUGGCGUCAACGGCAGUUGUGUUUCUUGUUCACCUUUUUGACCCGGGUCGCUGGUGGGACGGAAGUUACCGGGACUUCGCCCUCGGUGGGCGUUGACGGCAUCACGAAGGAGGCCUCUACGUGGCUGCGUGCGAUGUUGCUGGUGGAGGUGGUGGAGGAGGGGCGGGCGGAGGUGCAUGAAGCGAGGCGGGGGCAACGGGGAGAGGCGGGUGGCGGUGGGCGUGCAGAGGAAAUGCAAAGUGCGGUGGUGCCGUGGUCGGAGGCGAGUGCGCGACUCGAUGCCAGCGCGACGUGCCUCGCUUGGUUUGCGACUCAUGUGAAUGACGGCAGCGGCAGUGCGGCGGCGGUUGCCUCCAUGCUCUGGUCGCUCGCCGAGUCGCCGGAAGAGAGGCAGCGCAGGCUUGCCGUUACCCUCGUGGAGCGUGUGAGUGGGCUGCCGAAGGACGACAAGGUGCGGGAGACGAGUAUUUGGCCGCCGCUGCUAUUGCUCAUGAAUGACGCUGUAUAUGAGGUGAAGGAGGCCGCCAUGAGGGCGGCACUUUCAAUGGUGAAGUUCGUCAGCACCCCGGAAGCGCAAGAGAAGGUGAUGGUCAUUGUGCUCGCAAUGGUUGAGGCGGAGGGAUGCUCCUCGCGACUAGGUGUGGCGUUCUUGCGCCACUGGUGUUCGCUCCUGCGUGAGAUGCCGGCGGAGCCGCGUGAGUCCUUCCUGUACCCCCAAUUGUCCAAUAUGGUCAACCAACUGAGUGGGACAAUGCGGCGGAUGGAGACGAAGCCGGCAACGUUCACUGUGGCAGGGAGAAGGGGCAGUUUGCCCCCCUCGGAACAGCGUACGCUGACGGAGGACGCGUUAGAGUCUGUGCUUGCUGUUCUGGCAGCUAUCCCUCGCUGCGCUGUUGUGACACCACAGCUUGUGACUAAGUACCUUAUCCCCAGUAUUCAGCUCCUGGGGUCCCUAAGAUCCCUCCCUGCACAGAGUCGCUCCCAGCUGCUUAGCAUCACAAAGGAAUACACGGCGCUGCUGCAGUCCAGUAAAGGGGCCCGCGGCAAGUCCAGUGUGUUUGACCGGAUGCGAAGUGAGCUGAAGAAGCACUUUUAA